This is a messenger RNA of Sphaeramia orbicularis (orbiculate cardinalfish), 525 nucleotides long. RefSeq names its product transmembrane protein 252-like. The coding region runs from base 1 to 525 and encodes 174 amino acids. The transcript has 2 exons. Lineage: Eukaryota; Metazoa; Chordata; Actinopteri; Kurtiformes; Apogonidae. The record is from RefSeq and is a predicted model, not a curated record.
AUGAAUGUGAAGAAGCAGCUGUGGUCCUUGGCCCGGAUGGUGCUGCCGACUGUGGGGUUUGCCUUGACUUGCGUCGGGGCCUUCCUGGUGUCUCUGGAGAACCAGUAUGAUCAAAAUCUCAAGGUCAUUCCAGCCUAUAUUAUGAUCGUUUUCGGCUUCUUCUCUAUGCUCAUCGGAGUCUUCUGGACAAUUUGCAACAGCAUGAAAAGCAAGGUUUACCAGCGAGGCGGGCAUCAACAGCACAUCCAGGUUUUCACUAUAGAAAGGCCCAGCUCCUUCCCUCCAUCCUAUGAGGAGUCACAGGUCAGUCAGGGUGAUCUAGACUCAUCUCCAGCGUUCAUGGUAGUGGUGGACGGGGUGGACGUGGCCCUGAGCCUGGCUCCUCCGCUGUACUGCCAGGACAGCUCAGAGGUCCCAGACUGCACGUGGAGCUGGGAACGACCUCCCCCUUACAGUCAAGUAGAGCGUGAACCGCAACGACCAGCGGCUGCAGAGGAGCAGAGCGAAGCCACAUCUGCACACUGA